Didymella exigua CBS 183.55 is the source of this 738-nucleotide messenger RNA. RefSeq lists its product as uncharacterized. The transcript has a single exon. Lineage: Eukaryota; Fungi; Ascomycota; Dothideomycetes; Pleosporales; Didymellaceae. The record is from RefSeq and is a predicted model, not a curated record. Bases 139 to 324 code for a protein of 61 amino acids.
CUUGUGCUAUAGGCUCGCGCAUUCAACAACCCUGGUUGCUUUCUAGAUGCUGUGAAGCGUUCGAAUGCUCGAACCCUACCGUUCUUCAUCGACUUAUCCUGUAAUUGAUCAUCUCUAUCAGAAAUACAGGCCACUAUCAUGUCCAGCAAAAUCUCGAUAUUCAUAUAUGUUGCACUGCAACCGGGUCUAAUGGCAGUGGCAUCAAGCAAUCUCGCUUGGCGCUUGGCGGUGGUGCAAUUAUCGGAUUUAAAGAUGAUCAACUUCACUCCUAAUCACAUUAUUGCACAAUAUCUGUACUCGAUCUUCCAGCAGCACUCCUCCUGACAAUUGGAGAGUCAUGCGAGCCCCAUGUUGCCUACGCACUGGCACUCAGCUGUCGCGAAGUACACCGCACUUUGAGCGAUGUCCUUUCGAAACAUCGAAAACGCUGGCGGUACUGGAACACUGUCGAAUCUGACGAUAAGAGAAGACCUUUCCACGAAAGGGUAUUGGAGAUUACGAGGAAUAAGCAUCUUGCGUACUAUGUCAAGACUCUGUGCUUUGACUGUGAGCUUGAAGAACGUACAUACAGCCAGUCUGAGAGUAUGGAACUGCUGGGUCAAAUGCGAAAGCUGACAGAUGUCCAUGGAGACACAUUCGAUGUGUUCAAAGACAGUUCCUGGCGACAGAGCUUCUACGUCGGUCCUUAGCACUCCCAAAUACGAUGGCUCUCCACCUAUCUAAUUUUUAUGGCGCCCA